CCUAAAUGCCUUUUUCUAUUAUAAUACAGGUGAUUAAAAAAAUAGAAAAAUAUGAAUUUUGAGCCUGGUGAGAUAGUGAUGCCAGGUGAUGUCCUUGUCGACCUUGACAUUACUCCUAGUGAGUCACGGUUCAUCAUAGGGCCUGGUCUGAGGAGAGAGGACAAUAAGAUCUUGGCUUCCAAGAGUGGCAUCCUCCAAAAGAAAGAACCUCACAUAUUCUGGGUCAAUUCUAAGGAAAGAAGGUAUGUCCCUGUACGUGGAGAUGCCAUAAUAGGGAUCAUCAUACAGAAGGGUGCUGAUACCUACAGAGUGGACAUUGGGGCAAGUGAACCGGCAUCUCUGUCUGUUCUGGCCUUUGAGGGUGCAACUAAGAAGACUAAGCCAAUCCUUCAGAUCGGUGACUUGGUCUAUGCCCGGCUCCUGGUGGCCAACAAAGACAUGGAGCCCGAGCUAGUGUGCAUGGACUCUGCAGGGAGGAAGCGAGGCCUGGGUCCCCUCGAAGAGGGUUUCCUCAUCACUUUGCCUCUCCACACUGCCAGAAGGUUGUUGUCCAGCGAUUGGCCCCUAUUGCACCUGCUGGGUCGAGAGAUCUCAUACGAAGCGGCAGUGGGACUGAACGGACGCGUGUGGAUCAAGGGCCGGACGAUCAAGGACACGUUGGCCGUGGCGACGGCACUCGAAACGAGCUCCGAGUGUCGUUCGGAGUCGGAGAUGCGGUGCCUGGUGGAGAGGAUCCUUGCAUGCAGAGCAGGUGUUGCUCAAGAAGACUGAGGCACCUGUUUAGUUUAAAAGUGAAAACUUGAAUGUGACUCAUCUCUUUAGUGAUGGCAGGGGGGGCUGACCUCGUUUCAUUUCACGAGUAAAUUUCAAAGGACUUCUUUGUCAUCUGAGAGGUCUUUACAUUUUUUCCCACACUGUGACUUGGUGUUUUUGGCGUG
Messenger RNA from Darwinula stevensoni, 938 nucleotides. The record is from the annotation of a GenBank genome assembly. NCBI's taxonomy places the organism in Eukaryota, Metazoa, Arthropoda, Ostracoda, Podocopida, Darwinulidae.